Messenger RNA from Aspergillus sclerotioniger CBS 115572, 1604 nucleotides. RefSeq names its product amino acid transporter. The transcript is spliced from 7 exons. Gene Ontology annotation, molecular function: amino acid transmembrane transporter activity. Gene Ontology annotation, cellular component: vacuolar membrane. The coding region runs from base 100 to 1467 and encodes 455 amino acids. The record is from RefSeq and is a predicted model, not a curated record. Gene Ontology annotation, biological process: amino acid transmembrane transport. Lineage: Eukaryota; Fungi; Ascomycota; Eurotiomycetes; Eurotiales; Aspergillaceae.
UGCUACUGUCGCUGAGUGUGCUGAGACGGGUGCCUGUCCAACUUUUCCAUCCCUCUCGCCAUCCCCGUGGAGUCAGCCCGCCAACCACCACUAGCAACCAUGUCGUCUCAGGACGUGAAGGAUAUCGAGAACGGCCCCGGCCCCCGGAUCGAGGAGGAUGGGGCCAUGUGGGAGGGUGACGACCUCAAGGUGCCCACCAUUGAGAAGGAUCCGUUUGGGUCGGAGGGCGUGGGAGAGGUGCACUACAAGACCCUGGACUGGUGGCAAUCUGGAAUCUUGAUGAUUGCAGAGACUGUGUCGCUGGGUGUUCUGUCCCUGCCUGCCACUGUGGCUGAGGUUGGCCUCAUCCCUGCCGUCAUCUUGAUCGUCGGCAUGGGUAUCAUCGCCACCUACUCCGGCUAUGUCAUUGGACAGUUUCGCACGAGAUAUCCCUUCAUCCACAGCAUGGCCGAUGCAGGCGAAGUCCUGCUCGGUCGCCCCGGUCGCCUGUUCACCGAAGUUGCUCAGCUGUUGUUCUUCAUGUUCGCGUCGGGCAGUCACCUAGUCACCUUCACCGUCAUGAUGAACACUCUUACCAACCACGGCACCUGCUCCGUCGUCUUCGGCGUGGUGGGCCUGGUGCUUUCUUUCGUCUGCUCCCUCCCCCGAACCAUGAAGAAUGUCUCAUGGUUGGCCUUGACCUCCUUCAUCAGUAUCUUCACCGCCGUGUUGAUCACCAUGAUUGGUGUCGCCGUUGAACACCCGUCCCCUGCGCCUAUGCAGCUCACCCGCUCCACGAGCUUCGUCAAGGGCUUCUCGGCUGUCACGAACAUUGCCUUCGCCUACUGCGGUCACCCCGCGUUCUUCGGUUUCAUCGCCGAGAUGAAGAACCCCAAGGACUUCCCCAAGUCACUCUGCAUGCUGCAAGGCUUUGAGAUCGUUUUUUACACGGUCGCGUCGGCCGUCAUCUACCGCUAUGCCGGUCAGGAGGUCAAGUCCCCUGCCCUCGGCUCCGCGGGCCCCGUGGUCCGGAAGGUCGCCUACGGUAUUGCCAUCCCCACCAUUGUCAUUGCCGGUGUCGUGUUGGGACAUGUCGCCAUCAAGAACGUGUAUGUCCGUCUCUUCCGUGGCACCGAUGUCAUGCACAAGCGUGACGCCCGCGGUGUUGGCGCCUGGAUUGGACUUGCUGCUGGAUAUUGGAUCAUUGCCUGGGUUAUUGCCGAGGCCAUUCCCGUUUUCAGCGAUCUUGUCAGCUUGGUCAGCGCUUUGUUUGCCAGUUGGUUUUCUUUCGGUCUGCCCGGUGUCUUCUGGCUGUACAUGUACCGCGGCAACUACUUUACCUCCGUCCGCAAAACCCUCCUCACUCUCGCCAACGUGGGGCUGUUCCUCAUCGGUGCCACCAUCUGCAUCUGUGGUCUGUGGGUGUCGGGAUUGUCGAUCCAUAACGACAGCUCAGGCAGCAGUUUCUCGUGUGCGAAUAAUGCCUGAGAUGGUCAUGAGCUACUGCUUCCUCAUGCCCGGGCUCUGUAUAUAGAUAUGUAUUAUAGUAUAGAUUUCAUUUAAUAUACCCCUCUGCAUUGCUUGAUCGAAUUCCCGUCUAUCUAUACUGCGUGCGUCUUUGCGAU